UUUCAAGGUUGAGUUGGUCGGAGCGGCCUCUCAGAGGCUAUAUCCACGUUCAGUUGUGUAAACGGACUGAGCAUUUCUUUGGUUCGUUUAGAAUGCUGGGUUAUAAUAACUCUUCAGAUUUUCAGAAGAUCGGCCUAGGUUUGCUUGCUUUUGGAGUGGGUUUUCUUUGUCUUGGUGUUCUAUUUUUCUUCGACGGUGCUCUAUUGGCUCUAGGUAAUGUUCUUUUCUUAGGCGGAAUAGGAUGUCUUAUUGGAUUGCAGAAGGCUUGCACAUUCUUUUUUCGCCGUACGAGUUUGAAAGGAGCAGUUUUCUUCUUCGGGGGCAUAUCCGUUGUCCUCUUUGGCUUCCCUUUCAUAGGAAUGCUGUUGGAAAUUUAUGGAAUGAUAAAUUUAUUCAGGUAAUAGUGCGGGAAAUAAUCUCGAAGUUUAAAUUUAUCCCAGUGGCAAUCAAAUUUUUGUAUGGUGUUCCUGUAAUCGGUUGGAUCUUAUGGCUUCCCGGGAUUAACGGAUUUGUACGCAGACUCAGUCAAUCGAAUUCAAUGGUAUGAUUCAUGCAAGAUGGAACUUCAUGUAGAUUAUGUUUACCUUAUUGAUGGAACAAUAUAAUAAUGUCGUGAAAACAGGUUUAACUCUCUUUGUACAUGUUUUAACUUAACGUUGAAAAUAUGUAAACAAUUUCCACGCUUUCUAUACUGUAUAUGUCUUUAAGUCGUGUUUUUUUUCGAAGAAAAAGCUGUUAUACGUACAACCAUUUAAAAGUGAUCCUAUUUAUCCUUUCAGAUGUUUAUCUCCAUACUUCUAAUAUUGUGUACUAUGUGAUUGAAAUUUUGUCCUACAUCAAUCCGUUUCGUUUUCACUAUUUAAAUUAGUAUUUGAAGUAAUAAGUUUUAAGUUAAUGUUGAUUAAUAAACUAACAUUUUCUCUAAUGA
Molecule: messenger RNA, 928 nt
Organism: Schistosoma curassoni
Lineage: Eukaryota; Metazoa; Platyhelminthes; Trematoda; Strigeidida; Schistosomatidae
Source: the annotation of a GenBank genome assembly